Caenorhabditis bovis is the source of this 1134-nucleotide messenger RNA. Lineage: Eukaryota; Metazoa; Nematoda; Chromadorea; Rhabditida; Rhabditidae. The record is from the annotation of a GenBank genome assembly.
AUGGAGGAAGCGCGCAGAAGGCGGCAACAAAGCGAAUCAACGAUACAUCAACGAGCUGAUUAUGAGCUUGCGAUUCAAGUGAUCUGUGACGGAUGCCAAGUAUUUAAUGAGAUUGAGUCGAGACGACGCUCGAGACACAUUGAGAGAACUAUCUGGUGCAUCUACGAAUGGUCGCUUUGGUUCUUCCUACCGCUCUCGAUUUCAACUUUGAUCCAGUACACUUCAAGGUCCGCAUCGCUCGCCUACAUCCUUUCAUUUGCACCGAUUCUUGUCUGCUUAAUGGCCAUCGAGGUUCAAGCCAUUCGAAACCGCAAUUUCACUGCCAUGCUUAUCUUCAAGUUUAUUGAUACCCAUUUCUUCAUGACAGAAUUUGCUGAUUGGACCGAAGAGGAAAUGCGAAAUAUUCUACUUGACGGUUUCGAGGAAGAAGCAGCUUUUCAAAAGCCUCGUUUCACGGAAAAAAUUCUUGAUGGAAAUUUGGAAAGGCCGUCGCAAUUUGACUGGACUGCCAACAAUUCAAUAACGCCGGUUAAGAAUCAAGGGCAAUGCGGCUCCUGUUGGGCGUUUGCAACGUUGGCAGCUGUCGAAGCAAUGCACUCAAUUAAGAGAGGCGUGAAAUUGUCGCUAUCCGAACAACAAUUAAUUGAUUGCGAUCAGAGAAGUAAUGGAUGCAAGGGAGGAAACAGACCAUAUGCUAUGGACUAUGUCAAAAAGAAUGGAAUUCAAGAGGAUAAAAAUUAUCCAUAUAAGGCAGCUGACACUUUUGAAUGUAGAACUGAUGUCAACGCUACAAAAUAUUAUAUUAGUUCUUACGAGAUUCUAUCACGAGAUGAAGAACAGAUUGCUGAUUGGGUGGCAACCAGAGGGCCAGUUACAUUUGGAAUGAAAGUGGUUAAACCAUUGUUUCAUUAUUCUAGUGGGAUAUUCGAUCCCGAUCCAAUCAUGUGCGAAGAACAAUCAAUGGGAUCACACGCCCUACUGAUUGUUGGUUAUGGCGAGGAAAAUGGGAAACCUUAUUGGAAUGUGAAAAAUUCAUGGGGCCCUCGAUGGGGUUUAAAUGGCUAUUUGAAACUAGCACGUGGAAAAAAUAGCUGCGGCGCUGCCGAAUUUCCAGUGGCUCCAAUCUUGAACUGA